Messenger RNA from Vicugna pacos (alpaca), 1415 nucleotides. It is a transcript of the gene SELENOF, whose product is annotated as selenoprotein F. Lineage: Eukaryota; Metazoa; Chordata; Mammalia; Artiodactyla; Camelidae. Gene Ontology annotation, molecular function: oxidoreductase activity. The record is from RefSeq and is a predicted model, not a curated record. Gene Ontology annotation, cellular component: endoplasmic reticulum lumen.
GGAGUUUAGGGAAAUGCCUGAUACGAGUGUUCGAAAGGACCCAGUGACUUUAUGUUUAUAUGAAAUAUGAAGCUAUUUUGGCACCUUGACGCUUCCAUAUGUCCUUAGUUAAUACCCGUCUCUGCAGAAUUAGAGAUUUGAUGGCAACGGCCUUUAGCCGCCUGUUUUGGAUCAGGCUCUGGAGUGGACGCCCCUAGCAGAGGGGUCCUCUGGGCAGCCCGAGACCGACGGGAGACGGCAGCGAUGGCGUCGGGGCCGGGCGGAUGGCUUGGACCGGCGUUUGCACUGCGCCUGCUGCUGGCCACCGUGCUUCAAGAGGUGUCUGCGUUCAGGGCAGAGUUUUCAUCAGAGUCUUGCAGAGAAUUAGGCUUCUCCAGCAACUUGCUCUGCAGUUCCUGUGACCUUCUCGGACAGUUCAACCUUCUUCAGCUGGAUCCUGACUGUAGAGGAUGCUGCCAGGAAGAAGCACAAUUUGAAACCAAAAAGCUGUAUGCAGGAGCUAUUCUUGAAGUCUGUGGAUGAAAAUUGGGGAGGUUCCCUCAAGUCCAAGCUUUUGUCAGGAGUGAUAAACCCAAACUAUUCAGAGGACUACAAAUCAAGUAUGUUCGUGGUUCAGACCCUGUGCUGAAGCUUUUGGACGACAAUGGGAACAUUGCUGAGGAGCUCAGCAUCCUCAAAUGGAACACAGACAGUGUAGAAGAAUUUCUGAGUGAAAAGUUGGAACGCAUAUAAAUCUUGCUUAAAUUCUGUCCUAUCCUUUUGUUACCUUGUCACAUGAAAUAUUACAGCACCUAGAAAACAGUUUUGCUUUCUUCCAUCGAUCAGUCUUUUACUGUGAGGCAUUAAACCGCUAAUUAAAAGUUGAAGUGGCAGCACAGCCCAUGAUAUGUGAGGAGUCAGCAAGCUUAACAAAACCCAUUUUUUAUAAAUUUCCAUCCUCCUACGUUUGUCGAUACCACUAACAGAAUGCUUCGUAAUAGUCCUGUGGUUAAUUAUGCAAAUGAUAGUUUGUGAUAAUCGGUCCAGUUUUACGAACAACAGAUUUUUAAACUAGGGAGGUUAAUAAGGGAGGUGAAUACUCUGCCUCGUGUGCUGUGCGCUCUUUGAACGCAGUGACAGAAAACCACAAAGCAGGUGAGAUUACACAGAGCCUCACCAGAUUGCCUGCUGCUCAGAUCCUCUCUCAUUUUUGUAUUACCCAGCUUUCCUUUUAAUAGAAAUGUUAUAGUUUAUAAUGAAUGCACUGCAUAAAAACUUGAUGGCUUCAUUAUUGUGAAACAGAUUCAAGAUCUAUGGUAAGAGUGAAACAUUCACACAGAGAUUCGCAUUAAUGAAGACUACACAGAAAACCUUUUUGAGGAUUUGUGUGGAUCUGAUAUUUAGCAAAUUUUUGUGCUUUACGUUCUUACAGCAGA